GUAGAGGAACCAGAGAUUACACAUUGCAUCAACAUGAUCAUCUCAUAAAUCUUCUAUAAAACUCCCUCCCUAUUUAUCUCGCCAUAAUUUUCUCUUUCCUCUCUCUAACUCAUCCAGAUCAUUUUUUCUUCAAUCCUUCAUUCCUUUUAUGUAUGGGGUUUUCAAAUGGAACCUUAGAUAGUUACAAUUUCAUGUCAUCUUCUUCUUUCACCGACCUCCUUAACUCCGGUGCCGACGACUCAACUGAUAAGUUAGUCGUCGGCAACGGUUUACAAAACCAGAGCCUCUCCGAUCGAAUCGCUGAUCGAUUAGGCUCCGGAAUUCCAAAAUUUAAAUCUUUACCACCUCCUUCAAUUCCUAUUUCUCCACCACCAGUUUCACCUUCUUCAUAUUUUGCUAUUCCUCCUGGAUUAAGUCCUACUGACCUUUUAGACUCCCCUGUUCUUCUUUCCUCUUCUAAUGUUCUACCAUCCCCAACAACAGGGGCUUUUGCUGCUCAAGCUUGGAAUUAUACCAGCAACAAUUUGAACAACAAACAGGAAGAUAUAAGCAAAUAUUCAGAUUUUACCUUUCAAACACAAUUUAGGCCUAAUAAUGAUUCAUCUACUAUGUUUCAAUCAUCAUUCCCUAGUGAACAGGGUUUGAGAGGAGAUCAAAACCAACAAAAAUCAUGGGGUUUAGCAAAUCAAAACAAACAAGAUGAUCAAUCAUCAAACACAAUCAAAUCAAUGGUGAAAUCAGAAUUUCCCACUUCUCAAUCUGAGAAUUUCAAUCAAGGAAACAUUGUUAAGUAUAAACAAGAUCAGAAUUCUAGUUUCCAACCAGCUCAAUACAUUAAGGAUCAUAGAAAAUCAGAUGAUGGGUAUAAUUGGAGAAAAUAUGGGCAAAAACAAGUGAAAGGGAGUGAAAAUCCUAGGAGUUAUUACAAGUGUACAUUUCCUACUUGUCCCAUGAAGAAAAAGAUUGAGAAAUCAUUAGAAGGACAGAUUACUGAGAUUGUUUAUAAGGGUAGUCAUAAUCAUCCUAAGCCUGUAAAUACAAGAAGAUCAUCUUCUAACACUUAUCAGAAUUGUGUUGCUUCAACCAAUGAUUAUAAUGAUCAUUCAUCAGUCCAACAAAGAUCAUCAUCUGGGCAAAUGGACUCGGUCGCGACACCGGAGAUUUCAUCUAUUUCUAUGGCAGAUGAUGAGGUUGAUAUGGGUUCUCAGAGUCAGAGGAGUAGAUCAGUUGGGAAUGAUUUUGAUGAUGAUGAACCUCAAACUAAAAGAUGGAGAGGAGAGGUUGAGAAUGAGAUAAUGUCAGCAGCACCAGGGAGUAGAGCAGUAAGGGAGCCAAGAGUAGUAGUUCAAACAACAAGUGAUAUUGAUAUCUUAGAUGAUGGAUAUAGAUGGAGAAAAUAUGGUCAGAAAGUAGUGAAGGGUAAUCCAAAUCCAAGGAGUUAUUACAAGUGCACUCACCCAAGUUGCCCGGUGAGGAAACAUGUUGAAAGGGCAGCUCAUGAUUUAAAGUCAGUGAUCACAACCUAUGAAGGUAAACACAACCACGACGUUCCUGCAGCGAGAGGCAGUGGAAUGAGCCGAGCAGCCUUAGCCACUGUUGCGCAAAACAAUGGUGCCCUACACUCAAUGGCAGUAAGGCCAUCAGCUGUAAAUUACAUGAAUUCAACUCCUAUCAACAAUCACGAAAUGGCCUCAUCAUUUGCUGGGACAACACCAUUAUCUCCCUUUACAAUACAAUUAUUCCAAAACCAUGCAAAUUUAGGGUUUUCAGGGUACUUAAAUCAACCUCAAUACUCAGAUAAUAACAGCAUAUUUUCUAAUACUAGUACUACAACUACCACUACUAGACCUAAAGAUGAACCAAAGGAAGACUUGCCUUAUGACUUAUGAGUCAUUGCUUUGUUGAAAGAUAUACAUAUUUUCUGUUAGAGUAUAAAAGGCCUUAACUAUCAGCUUAACCUUUUAGUUGAGUUGGAGCAAACCAUCAGAUGUCAAAGAAUCGACUUAACAAAAAUUUAAGCUAAUGGUUGACGCUUAAAAUAUGUUAUAUACUUUCAUUUUAAUCAAACUGGACUAUAUCUUUUUUUUUUCUCUUAACCCUUUUUUGGGGUUAAAGGAAUUUUCACUAGGAGGAAGUUGAUAGUAGUAUUAGUUUUCAUACUGACAAAAAAAAGUUUUAUUUUAUAUUUAUUUGUUUAUUUGUAAGUUCACAUACUUGGUGGGUUGGUUUGUUUAUUUGUUCAUACACAGCAUUGACAAUUUGACAUACGGAUGUUUCAACCAA
Amaranthus tricolor (Joseph's coat) is the source of this 2283-nucleotide messenger RNA. RefSeq names its product probable WRKY transcription factor 25. Bases 153 to 1889 code for a protein of 578 amino acids. The record is from RefSeq and is a predicted model, not a curated record. Lineage: Eukaryota; Viridiplantae; Streptophyta; Magnoliopsida; Caryophyllales; Amaranthaceae. Gene Ontology annotation, molecular function: sequence-specific DNA binding; DNA-binding transcription factor activity. Gene Ontology annotation, biological process: regulation of DNA-templated transcription. The transcript has 5 exons.